Messenger RNA from Capsicum annuum, 1464 nucleotides. Its product is annotated as protein NODULATION SIGNALING PATHWAY 2. The transcript has a single exon. Lineage: Eukaryota; Viridiplantae; Streptophyta; Magnoliopsida; Solanales; Solanaceae. Gene Ontology annotation, biological process: regulation of DNA-templated transcription. Gene Ontology annotation, cellular component: nucleus. The coding region runs from base 1 to 1464 and encodes 487 amino acids. The record is from RefSeq and is a predicted model, not a curated record. Gene Ontology annotation, molecular function: sequence-specific DNA binding; DNA-binding transcription factor activity.
AUGGAGCUUGAAAAUUUCCAACCAAGUUGUAUUAAUCCAUUUCUUGAAUAUAACAACUUGGAUACCACAUUUUCUUGGAAAAAUCCUAGUAUUGACCCUCAAUGUUCCAUCCAAGAUUUUGUGACUGUCGUUAAUGAUGUUGACAUACUAGACUAUUUCCCAAAAGACUUCGAUUUCAUCGAUGGUGAUGUUGACAUCCCCCUUCAAAACGUUGUUCACGGAGAUACUGAAUUCUUGAUAGAGGGUCAAAAAUCACGUGUUUGCAAUCUACAUCUCAAAUUCCUUAAAGAUCAGCUCAUGGAGGAAACAGGUGUCACUGAUCUUCUUCUUAUGGGAGCUGAGGCUAUUGAAGCUAGGAAUCUUGAUCUUGCUUCUAUAGUUGUUUUGAGGCUAAAUACAAUCCUUUCUAAUCAAGAAAACAAAGAAAAUCCCCCUAUUGAAAGAUUGGCUUUGUAUUUCACACAAGGCUUGUUAUGCAAGACCUUGAAUAAUUCAUCACCACAUGAAUUGUUGAAUCAGCAUCAAUAUCAAACAGAGUUUUCGUCUUCAAUGACCGCGUUCCAAAUGCUUCAAGAAAUCUCCCCUUAUGUGAAAUUUGCUCAUUUUACCGCGAAUCAAGCGAUUCUUGAAGCUACACAAGGGAGCCAACAAGUUCAUAUAUUGGAUUUUGACAUCAUGGAAGGCAUCCAAUGGCCUCCCUUGAUGGUAGAUUUAGUCGAAAGAGGGAACAGAAAUUCUUCUCUAAGGAUCACAGCACUUGUUAUUGACAAGACUUACUCCUUCUAUGUGAAAAAGACAGGCAAAAGACUUCAAGAAUUUGCUGAUUCUAUCAAUCUUCCUUUCAUGUUUGAUCAAGUUCUCCUAGAGGACUUCGAAAAAAUUCAAGUUGUGGAAGGUCAUAACAACUUAAUAGCUAAUGUUAUGAUCCACCAAAUUUACAUGCCACAAAGGGGUAGUUCACUAGUCAAGACAUUUUUCAAUGGACUAAGAAAAUUGUCCCCUAAACUUGUUGCCUUAGUUGAAGAAGAACUCUUCAACUUGACCAAAAUCCCGUCUCUGUCUUUUGUUGAGUUCUUUUGUGAGGCUUUACACCAUUACACGACAAUAUCUGAUUCAAUUCUUGGAGGGUUUGGUGGAGGAUACAAAUUAGCAUUAAGGGUCAUUGAAAAAGAAUUCUUAAGAGUAAGAAUUUUGGACUCUUUAAGACAAUUCCCUUGUGACAAAUUAGAAAGGGAAAAAUGGAGUGACGGGCUUUAUUCUUUAAAAGGUUUUAGGCAAAUUCCAAUGAGUUCAAGUAAUGUGAGACAAGCUAAGCAUUUGGUGAGUUUGUUUAGUGGAGGGUAUUGGGUGCAAAAUGAGCAAUGCAAAUUGGCUUUGUGUUGGAAAUCAAGGCCUUUGACAAAUGCUUCCAUUUGGGUUCCUACAUCAUCAAGUACUAGUCCUUCAAGUUCAAUAUCUUUUUAA